Messenger RNA from Dromiciops gliroides (monito del monte), 857 nucleotides. It is a transcript of the gene CARTPT, whose product is annotated as CART prepropeptide. The transcript is spliced from 3 exons. Gene Ontology annotation, molecular function: neuropeptide hormone activity. Gene Ontology annotation, biological process: positive regulation of MAPK cascade; adult feeding behavior; negative regulation of appetite. The record is from RefSeq and is a predicted model, not a curated record. NCBI's taxonomy places the organism in Eukaryota, Metazoa, Chordata, Mammalia, Microbiotheria, Microbiotheriidae. The coding region runs from base 104 to 448 and encodes 114 amino acids.
CCGCCCCAGCCCCCCCUUCCUCUUCCUGCCUCCCUCCCCCACAUUUGGUCCGAGAUUUUGUAUAAAAUCCGAGGGUCCAUAAGGCGUUCAGGACUUCAGCACCAUGGAGAGCUCCCGCCUGCGGCAGCUACCCCUGCUGGGCGCAACCUUGCUGCUGCUGCUGCUUGGGGCCAGUUGUCAGGAAGAUUCCGGGCUGCAGCCAAGAGCCUUGGAUAUCUACUCCACCGUGGAGGAUACUUCCCAUGAGAAGGAACUGAUAGGAGCACUGCAGGAAGUGUUGAAGAAGCUGAAAAGUAAACGCAUCCGGAUCUACGAGAAAAAGUAUGGCCAGGUCCCUAAGUGUGAUGCUGGGGAGCAAUGUGCAAUAAGGAAAGGAGCCAGAAUUGGGAAACUCUGUGACUGUCCUCGAGGAACUUCAUGCAAUUCCUUUCUCCUGAAGUGCUUAUAAAGAAGCUUCCCAGGCACUCAUUUCCCCCACUUUUCCACAAAAGGACCACACACCCAUCUCUUAGUUUUGACUGCAGUUUCACCUGAGGAUGGAGAAACAUUUUCCUUGCAGUUUACAGUUAUGAGAAUAUAGUAAGAGUUAUUGUAUUGAAAGAUAAACCAUGUGUGGUGUUGUUGAAACAUCUGUAUUCUCUCUCCACUUCAUUUUAUUUAUGUAUCCAACUCUUGUGUACCUGGGCAUAAAAAAGCUCAACUUAUCUUUGCAAAUUGUAUUUUUGUAUGUGGAGUGUCCUAAGGAAAAUUAGAUCUAGACAACUUCGGUAGAUAAUAUCACAAUCCAGAAAAAUCACCCCACAAAAACCUAAUUCAGCAUGUACAAAUUAUACAUAAUAAAGUGUUUUUAAUAAUUG